Molecule: messenger RNA, 3804 nt
Organism: Coturnix japonica (Japanese quail)
Lineage: Eukaryota; Metazoa; Chordata; Aves; Galliformes; Phasianidae
Gene: SSTR3
Product: somatostatin receptor 3
Biological process (GO): neuropeptide signaling pathway
Cellular component (GO): neuron projection; plasma membrane
Molecular function (GO): somatostatin receptor activity; neuropeptide binding
Source: RefSeq, a predicted model, not a curated record
UGAGGGACGUGGUCAGUGGACAUGGUGGGGAUGGGCUGCUGGUUGGACUGGAUGAUCUUAGAGGUCUCUUCCAGCCUUAGUGAUUCUGUGAUUCCGUGCUGACGAGCCCUAAUGAGAAGACACGAUUUCAUAAGCUGCCUGUGCAGUGCUGCAGCCACCUGCCCUGCCAUGACAAAGACAGCCACUGGGUGCUGCCCAUGCCAUUCCUUCCCCAGUGAGGUCUCACGUCCUCUGUGUCUCUGCACAACAGUAUUACCAAGACUUAGUUAUCCUGACAGCUUUGUAACUUGCCUUCACCUGUUCACCUUUGAGGAGCACUGGCUGGACAUAAAAUUGCUCAGUUUCAGAAGCCCAGUUUUUAGGCCACAGCUAAGUUAUGCUCAUAGAGAUGCUCUCUGUUUGUGCUGAGGCUUGAACCAGCCCAAAUGCCCAUAACUCCUGUGCCAAAUGUCAAGAGCUGGACGACUACACAGUACAAGGAGUCACAACUGCAGGAUGCAGUGUAGAGAAGUGGUGAGAAGUAUAGGGAAGCACACAGAGCAGGGAAUGAGUUGGGGAAAUCCUAAUUUCUUUCCUGGAGAAGUAAUGUUACAAAAGAACUUAAUUUUUUACUCUGCUUCUUUUAUUCUGGAUCUGCCUCUUGCAGCACAGAUGCAAACUAGUGGGAGAAUUUGAGGCUGUCAUGUUAUUUUUUUCCCCAUUUAAGGUGUAAAAUACAUGGGAUUCUGCAAGGAGCCAAGGGAGGGAGAGAGAGCUAAAACAAACAGUCCCCUCUUUGCCCAUCUACCUCCCUGUUCAUGGGGUAGAGCAGAAGCAAUAAGCAUCCGCAUGCUCAACAGCAUCCCUAUGCCUGAGCAUCUCACCAACCAGAAAGGUUUGCUGUGUCCCUGCAGCAGUGAGCAGCACUGGUCCUGCCUGCAAGAUGCUGCCAGCAGGUUUUUCCUCCGGGGGGAGAGUUGGGGGGGGAGGAGAGGGGGUGGAAAGCAGAGUGCUUUGCACUGCCACCCCCAUCUCAUGGAUCAGAACCUGGCAGAGCUGAGCCACCCCCCUCGAGAGCCAGGCAGCUACACCAGGCAGCUACACCAUCUCUCACCACACAGAUGCUCUCUGCAUCCCUCUCAUCUCCCCUCCACCCCCUCCUUCCACCCUGCUCCUCCGUCACGGCACCCGCUGUCUUCCACCCCCUCCCCUGCGCUCUCCUCCUCUCUCUUCACUCCCCUCCUGUAUCUCUCCCCUCUUCUCUCUCCAUUCUCCUCCUUUCUCCCUCUUCUCCCUUUCAUCCCUUCUCCCAUCGCUCAGCCUCUCAUUCUCAUUCUCUGCUGCCGCUCCUGUGCCGGGUGCCCAUUGGUUGUCAGGAUCCGUCCCCCACCAGCUGUCACCCCUCUCCAUCUGCCGCCCCCAGUCGCCAAGCCCCCCUCUCUGCAGAUGGACGGUGGACCAGGGGACUUGUCGGGGUCCUCUGAGCCACCAGCGUGGGGCUGAGGGGCCUGACACCCCCAGAUGGCCACAGCCACGAGUGGGCCCUGGGGGUGAGGAGGAGACGUCCCGCAGCAGUCAGGGAUGGAGCGAUGGGCAGGUCCAAGGAAGAAGGACUUGUGGCUCUGCUGAUAGGAUAUUUUAGACUCCCUCCCUUCUGGGACUUCUUUCUUUUAAAAAGGGGAAGGGGAAAACUAUGACACGGAUUCUCACGGUGAAGCAGAGGAAAAUGUGCAUUCCAACGACACGUUUCUAAUUGAUCCUGCAGGGAGACUGUCCUCACCCUCUUUCCUGCCUCUGCUAUGGACACUUCUGCUUUCAGCCUCCCCACACCGACAGUAUCAGAGGAGGGGAAUGUCUCUGGUAGCUGGGCAGGCUUCACCACCCCCAACAGCUCCAUCACCACCACCAGCACCGGAGUGGUUGUCAGCGGUGUCCUCAUCCCUGUGGUCUACCUCAUUGUCUGUGUGGUGGGGCUUAUUGGGAAUUCUCUGGUCAUUUAUGUGGUCUUGCGACACUCUGUGAGUGAAUCAGUGACCAAUGUCUACAUCUUGAACCUGGCCCUAGCUGAUGAACUCUUCAUGCUGGGUCUGCCAUUCCUGGCAGCACAAAAUGCUCUGUCCUACUGGCCAUUUGGGUCAUUCAUGUGCCGCUUGGUGAUGGCUGUGGAUGCCAUCAACCAGUUCACCAGCAUCUUCUGCCUGACAGUGAUGAGUGUUGACCGCUACCUGGCUGUGGUCCACCCUGGGAAGUCCUCCAAAUGGAGAACGGCACGAGUGGCCAAGGCUGUGAGUGCCACUGUGUGGAUGCUGUCAUCCAUAGUAGUGCUGCCCGUGGUGAUCUUCUCAGAUGUCCCUUUAGGUAUGAGCACAUGCCACAUCCAGUGGCCAGAACCUGCCUCGGUUUGGAGAGCUGGUUUCAUCAUCUACACCGCCACUUUGGGCUUCUUUGGGCCACUACUGGUGAUUUGUCUCUGCUAUCUUCUCAUUGUUGUGAAGGUCCGUUCCUCUGGAAGAAGGGUGAGGGCUCUGUCCUCUAAACAUAAACUUUCGGAGCGCAGGGUGACUCGCAUGGUGGUGACUGUUGUGGCUGUCUUCGUCCUCUGCUGGCUCCCCUUCUAUGUCCUCAACAUAAUCAAUGUUGUUUGUCCACUGCCAGAGGAGCCAUCCCUCUUUGGUGUCUAUUUCCUUGUGGUGGUGCUGCCAUAUGCCAAUAGCUGUGCCAACCCUAUCAUCUAUGGCUUCCUCUCCUACCGCUUCAAGCAGGGCUUCAGAAGGGCCAUCUUCAGGCCAUCCCGCCGUGUUCAGAGCCAGGAAGUGCCAGAAUGUCCCCCAGAGAAGUCUGAUGAUGGAGGAGAGGAGAAGGAGAUCAGCAAGAUCACCCAGAAUGGCAGUGGCAGACAGGAGCGCCCUCUAAGCAGCACGGCAGGAGAAAGCAAUGAGCAAAAACCACUCCCUGAGGAGCCUGUGGGCUGUGAGAAGAGCAGCAAACUGCAUGUCAGCUAUUUAUGAUGAAAGGGGUGGUGCAGAGGAAAGAGACACUGGGACAUGGGAUUCCUUUCACCCUCUGUGCUAUCCUAUCUCAGAGACUAGGGGCAAGGUUGAUACAAGGCAAUAUUACAGAUUAUGCUUAAAGAUGAAGAGGUUCCAUGAGUUUGUGGGAAAAAAAGCAAAGCACUGUACUUGGCUUUGGAAGGAACACCUAAGCUUUGUGUGGCAAGAAGUAAAGGAAGGGCUGGAUCUAGGGAGAACUGAGCAGCAUAUGGGAACAGGCAGUUUGGAGAGAGCAAGGUCUGUCCUAUGCAGCAUGAUCCAACCUUUGAUCACCCACCUAUGAAAAGCAUCAACUACCAUGUGACUGGCACUUCAAGGGAGUUCUGAAAUAGGCAUAUGUGAUAUGUGCCUCUGAAGAUCUAGAACAGGCAUCCCAAUGCCUUGGUUAUCUUCCUUGUGGACAUGAGAAGCGGUUUACCCUGGAGGAAGAACAGGAAAGACAAAUCACUGCAGCUAAGACCCACCAGGAGCCUGUUGCAUGAAUGGCUGACAUUUUUCUAGCUCUUCAAAUAGUCUUUGGGACAACUUACCCCCUCACUGGUCCUGGCUGGAGACCACUCGAUGAUGAGAAUUAGGUGGCAGUCUGUCCCAAACUCUACAAACUUCAAGCUUUUCUGGUGACUGCAUUCUGAUAGAAGGUGUAACAAGAGUAGAAAAUAAGCCAGUGAGGCAUGGGUUGGAGGCAGGGUUUCUUAUAAACUGAAAUUCCUUUUCUCUUUUUCUCUCCCUCAGCCUGGCUGUAAAUAAACAAAAUGCCUUUGGACUUAAAAGCCAA